Aspergillus wentii DTO 134E9 is the source of this 1708-nucleotide messenger RNA. RefSeq names its product carbon-nitrogen hydrolase family protein. The transcript is spliced from 2 exons. The coding region runs from base 363 to 1328 and encodes 321 amino acids. Lineage: Eukaryota; Fungi; Ascomycota; Eurotiomycetes; Eurotiales; Aspergillaceae. Gene Ontology annotation, molecular function: catalytic activity. The record is from RefSeq and is a predicted model, not a curated record.
UUUCAUAAUUGCUUUGGUUCCGAUGAGUCGGUUAUCCGAGUUUAUGCCUUAUGAAUUAUGAUGGGUGCCUACCGUUGGGUUGUGUGGCUGAGUUGGGGCUGUGCUAUAUCUGGUUCUAGUGUCUACAACCCCAGAUUGUCAGCGAUUUCAGUGGCCAUUACACCAAGAUAAGACAUGAUAACUAGAUUAGGCCGUUCGGAAAAUGUCAGAGUAGUUAGUGUCGUGUCAAGACCAGAUAUAAUGCGGGGUAAUAUAUCCAUAUAUCCGCCUUACGCUGUUCGCUCACCGGCCAUAUCCCCCAUCCUCCCCAAUCCCCCAUCAAAACAGACCAUCAAAUUCAAAAUAAACAUCAGAUCUUCAAAAUGGCUACAUCCAAAUCGAUCCGCGUCGCUGUCACGCAACACGAACCCGAAUGGCUCGAUCUCGGGGCGACCGUGGCCAAAACCUGUCAGCUGAUUCAAGAGGCUGCCAACCAUGGCGCCCAGCUGAUUACCUUUCCUGAAUGCUGGAUUCCGGGAUAUCCAGCGUGGAUUUGGGCUCGGCCGGUAGAUAUGGAGUUGGCGAGACUGUAUAUCAAAAGCUCCCUCUCCUACGACUCGGACGAGAUACGGCAAAUCUGCACCGCAGCAGCACAGAAUAACAUCGCCGUUUCGCUCGGAUUCUCCGAGAAUGACGGCAACUCUGUCUACAUCGCACAGUGUACCAUCGAUAACGCAGGGGAGAUCGUGAUGCGGCGGAGAAAGUUAAAGCCUACACACAUGGAGCGGACGAUCUUCGGGGAUGCAUCGGGCGGCAGUCUGCUGAAUGUGACUGCGCUUGAUGGGAUUGGAAAUGUCGGGGCGCUCUCGUGCUGGGAACAUAUUCAGCCGUUGCUGAAAUAUAACACGAUGCGACAGCGAGAGGAGUUUCAUAUCGCUGCUUGGCCGCCUUUGCAUCCUCAUCCUGGGGGUGAGGCGCUGUGGGGGAUGUCAAGCGAGGGGUGUCUGAGUUUAUCGCAGACGUAUGCGGUUGAGUCGGGGACGUUCGUGUUCCAUACGACUGCUGUGAUGAGAGAAAAGGGGAUUGAGAAGAUGAAGAUAGACGGGGGGAUGUUUGGCGUUGCUGGGGGAGGGUGUUCUGCUAUCAUCGGGCCGGAUGGACGACGGCUGUCCGAGGUGUUACCACCGACUGAAGAGGGAAUUAUUUAUGCUGAUCUGGACCUGGAUAUGUUGCUGUCGAGCCGUCACUUUGUCGAUGCUGUUGGCCACUAUAGUAGACCGGAUAUGUUGUGGUUGGGAGUGGACGUGACCGAGAAGCGACACUGGCGGGAGGAUGAGAGGAAGCCGUAGUUGUAGAUGUAUAUCUGUUACUUGCUAUGUAUUUCGUAGUCGUUAACAUGAAACAUUUCCCUUUUUGGUGCGGAGUUGAAGUGAUCAACAUGAAGCGUUGUAGAACGUCCGAAUCCGUCACGGAGAUGCCCUCCGCCAAUGUAGUUAUAUAUAUUCACUCAUCCUGGUAGCUUAUUUUUCCAACACAACCAACACAACAGACACAACCAAACAGUCAACAAACGAUCAGUACGCAACCAUGAAGCUUCUCUCCAUCCUCUCGUUCGCAGCACUGGCUGCUGCCCUUCCGAAAGCUUCCACUGCCUCUUCUUCCUCUAUUUCUGGUUCUACCUCGUCUGUUCCUGCGCCGUCUCCCUCUGGUUCUGCCUCGGCCUCCUUCG